CCGGCGAGCCCGGGGAAGACAGAGAAAGAGAGGCCAGGGGGGGAAACCCCAUGGCCCGGCCCGUGUCCCGCACCCUGUGCGGUGGCCUCCUCCGGCACGGGGUCCCCGGGUCGCCUCCGGUCCCCGCGAUCCGGAUGGCGCACGCAGUGGCUGGGGCCGGGCCGGGCUCGGGUGGUCGGAGGAGUCACCACUGACCGGGUCAUCUGGAGCCCGUGGCAGGCCGAGGCCCAGGAUGAGGCGCUGGAAGGCGGCGGCCCUCGUGUCGCUCAUCUGCAGCUCCCUGCUAUCUGUCUGGAUGUGCCAGGAGGGUCUGCUCUUGGGCCACCGCCUGGGACCCGCGCUUGCCCCGCUACGACGCCCUCCACGCACCCUGGACGCCCGUAUCGCCCGCCUGGCCCAGUAUCGCGCUCUGCUCCAGGGCGCCCCCGACGCGGUGGAGCUUCGAGAACUUUCUCCCUGGGCUGCCCGCAUCCCGGGACCGCGCCGUCGAGCGGGUCCCCGGCGUCGGCGGGCGCGGCCGGGCGCCCGGCCUUGUGGGCUGCGAGAGCUCGAGGUGCGCGUGAGCGAGCUGGGCCUGGGCUACACGUCGGAUGAGACCGUGCUGUUCCGCUACUGCGCAGGCGCGUGCGAGGCGGCCAUCCGCAUCUACGACCUGGGCCUUCGGCGCCUGCGCCAGCGGAGGCGCGUGCGCAGAGAGCGGGCGCGGGCGCACCCGUGUUGCCGCCCGACGGCCUAUGAGGACGAGGUGUCCUUCCUGGACGUGCACAGCCGCUACCACACGCUGCAAGAGCUGUCGGCGCGGGAGUGCGCGUGCGUGUGAUGCUACCUCUCGCCCCCCGACCUGCGAAAGGGCCCUCCCUGCCGACCCUCGCUGAGAACUGACUUCACAUAAAGUGUGGGAACUCCCGAGCCUCUGGUCGUUCAUGCUCUGCGGGGGGCCAGGGUGUGCAUGGGGGUUGUGCCCAAGGGAGGUGACGGUUCCCGAUGGCCUGGGAGCAAAGGGAACUAGAAGUGAACGAAGAAAGAGCAACCAUGGGAAAUGGCCUUGCUGGAAGAGCCCACAGAAAAUGAUGCACAUGGCCGUGGGGUCUAUAACCAAGGCACUGGACAGAUAGCACAGGCCCAGGAUAGAG
Molecule: messenger RNA, 1133 nt
Organism: Mus caroli (Ryukyu mouse)
Lineage: Eukaryota; Metazoa; Chordata; Mammalia; Rodentia; Muridae
Gene: Nrtn
Product: neurturin
Molecular function (GO): glial cell-derived neurotrophic factor receptor binding; receptor tyrosine kinase binding; growth factor activity
Source: RefSeq, a predicted model, not a curated record